AUGAAGGAGGCAACAAGAAAUCUGUGUGCACACAUUAACGAACAAGCUGACAAUCAAGGCGAGGAAGAUAUUUAUGAACCCCAACAACCUGAUGAAGAUUGUGGAAUCGACUUUGAAGUCCCUCAACCAACAUUAGCAGUAGUAAGGUGUACUUUGGAUCAUCCUAGGAAGGAUACUGAGGAUUGGCGUAGGACUUCCAUUUUCCACACUUAUAUCAACUCUGGAGAUAAAGAUUGUAAGCCUGAGAAGCAUCCUGUGCCAUACAGAGUAGCAUGGAUUGACAAUACAUCUUCUAUCCCUGUUACCCAACGGUGUCACAUUCCUAUACAGUUUUCAUCUUACAAAGAUCAUGUUUGGUGUGAUGUGGUGGAUAUGGAUGUGAGUCAUAUUCUCUUGGGAAGACCAUGGAUCUACGAUUACAAUGUUACCAUCUUGGGUCAAGAAAAUAUAUGUUCGUUCAUCUAUAAAGGAAAGAAGAUCACAAUGAAGCCACUUCAACCCAAGCUCAUGAAUCAAUCCAUACCAAACAAAGAGAAGCAAGACAAAGUAGGUAAAGCCAAAGCUCUACAUAUCAUUACGCUUAAAUAA
This is a messenger RNA of Prunus armeniaca (apricot), 588 nucleotides long. Lineage: Eukaryota; Viridiplantae; Streptophyta; Magnoliopsida; Rosales; Rosaceae. The record is from the annotation of a GenBank genome assembly.